AUGGCUAUAACACAGUACUUUCCCUGUGCUGCCACUCUGUCUCGGAACCAGGCGAAAACCGGAGAGUCUCACUUCGCCGGCAUGUUCCUGGUGUUGUGGGCACAAGCAGUUCCUCUAGUGACGUUGUCAUUGGUGACUAUAGUCUGUAACGGCCUCGUACUCUGGAUGUUCAAGGUCAAGCGUUCCCUCCGCAGCUGUAAGAACGUGUUCCUGGUCAGUCUGGCUCUGGCAGAUUUCAUUAUUGGAGUGUGCAUGUUAGUCACCACCGGACACCAAAUAGCUCGACUUGCGCGUAGACACGAGUAUCAUCAUCACCCAUAUGGCUCGUCGAUCCAUGCCAAAGAUCGAGACUUUGUCUCUGAACAUUUUACAGACUCUAAUUCGUUAGAAAAGAGCUCCAACAUAGUUUGUCAUCUCUACCUUACUCUCCGCCAGGGUGCGCUGUACGUGUCGUUGCUGAGUAUUCUGCUCAUAACCAUGGACCGAUGGUGGUCUAUCCACUACCCGUUCUCCUACCGAGCCCGCAGAAGUAAGAGAGUGGCCGUACUGGCAGUCCUUCUGCUCUGGGUCUUCGGGUUCUCCACUCACAUCUUGGCGGUAGUGAUGUGGGACUGGAUUUUUCAACUCCCAGAUGCUAAAGCUAAGAUAAAUAUCUCUACGGCACACCAAAAUAGAACUGAAAUUGAAAGCUCCUACCUAAUACCAAACAACCAACCAGGAUGUCAGCUGCCAUUUGCUGAUGAUUUCCUCUUUAUGAUGGUUGUGUCCGCAGCUCAAUACGUGAUCCCUGUCUCUGCGAUGCUCGUUCUCAACGGGAGCCUGUAUCGUGGAAUUCUGGGGAGAAAGAGAGUUCAAAUUCGACGUUCAGUGAGCUCGUCCGACCGCCUCUAUCUCUACGACGUCUCUGUCACGUCACUUCCGGAUGCUGUCGUCUCUUGCAAUCAGGACGACGCGGCGAUACAACAACAAAUGCACCUCCUGUCGGACAUGGCAACCUCUCAGAUCGACACUAAACCUCACUGCAACUCUCAGGAAGUCAGCAAACAUCAUCGACGUUGCUCGAGGGUGGCAGACGGUGUCCUGCGUCGACAUUCGGUAUGCACCAAAGUGCUAUUACCCAGGUCCCACCCGCAAUCUGGCUCUUCCUUUCAACUAUCCCUCCCCCGAAGGCGUAGUUUAUCACAUGUUGUUUCUGGAGGAGUCUCCAACAGUAAAAUCGGAUCCACCUUGAGUAGCUUUAAACGCCCACAUCUGAGCGCUAGAAGGGCGUCCUCGAACUCUAACAAUGAGGGUGAGAAACUGGCUAAAGAACUGAUGGUACGCCAAGAUCGUAGAGCUGCUGUGUGGUUAGGGUUGCUAGUGCUUGUCUUCCUCCUUUGCUGGUUGCCUCAUACCGCUCUCAGUGUGCUCAGAUCUCACAGGAGCGACGCUGUUCCCGGCUGGGCUUUAGAUCUGUCUCUCUGGGUCUUACUUGCGAACUCAGCGGUAAACCCGCUCCUUUACGGACUCUUCAACAAGGAGAUACGUCGAGCGUUUCGGGCUUGGGCAUGUGGAUCACAACACAGAUUCCGGCUGAAGAACGCUCUUAUUUAUCAUAGCCUGUAUCUUAACGCUCUCGCCUCCGGUGGCAGACGGUUAUCAGCUUUUGCCAGUUCAGACAGAUUACAGGGUCUCUAG
Aplysia californica (California sea hare) is the source of this 1677-nucleotide messenger RNA. Its product is annotated as muscarinic acetylcholine receptor M4-like. Lineage: Eukaryota; Metazoa; Mollusca; Gastropoda; Aplysiida; Aplysiidae. The transcript has a single exon. Bases 1 to 1677 code for a protein of 558 amino acids. Gene Ontology annotation, molecular function: G protein-coupled receptor activity. Gene Ontology annotation, cellular component: membrane. Gene Ontology annotation, biological process: adenylate cyclase-activating adrenergic receptor signaling pathway. The record is from RefSeq and is a predicted model, not a curated record.